GAGAUAUAUAUAUAUAUUUAUAUAUAUAUAUAUAUACAUAUGGCAGAGGUGAAUGAUCAUUUAGAGAUUAAGUUCCGGUUAAGUGAUGGUUCAGAUAUCGGUCCUAAAUCGUUUCCUGAUGCUACAACCGUUGCAACAUUGAAAGAAACUGUUGUUGCUCAAUGGCCUAGAGAAAAGGAGAAUGGGCCAAAGACAGUUAAAGAUGUGAAAUUGAUAAGCGCGGGUAGAAUAUUGGAGAACAACAAAACGGUUGGAGAUUGCAGGAGUCCUCUCUCAGGUGCUGUCACCACAAUGCAUGUUCUCAUCCAACCUCAGGUUACUGAAAAAGAAAAGAAGAAGAAGCCUAAAGGUGAUUUGAAGAAACAGAACAAAUGUGUGUGUUUAUGUUUUGGACGUCGGUUUUAA
Thlaspi arvense is the source of this 405-nucleotide messenger RNA. The record is from the annotation of a GenBank genome assembly. NCBI's taxonomy places the organism in Eukaryota, Viridiplantae, Streptophyta, Magnoliopsida, Brassicales, Brassicaceae.